AUGGAUGAUCCUUUUGUUUCCCCCACCGAGGUGGUGGUUCCCCGCGAAUCGCAUAGGUAUUCAUCUUUCGAUACGCAAUUGUUCAGCCUGGAUGCAUCUUCGCCAGCACAAGUGAAACGGGCCCUUGAGGCCCAUUUGGCGGAGACAGAGCGCAGACUGGAGGAGGCAUCCAAGUUAGGUACAGCGCUCAUUGAACAGCAGAAGGAGCUCGAGGACAAGUUGAAAGAAGUCGAGCAACACCAAGAAGCGAGCCAGAUCGGACCGGACCUGCAGCGGAAACUCGUGGACCUGGAGAGAGAAUACAGGGAAAUUGGACGAGAGACAGCGCGGGCAUUCCUUGCGCCAAAACGUCUCGCGGGUGGUGAUGAUGGUCAUCUGGGGACCCCCUCACUUGACCAGAAGUCACCACUUAACCCCGCCUUGUUUGCUGGCCAAGCCACCAACUCUCCCAGCAAGGUGAGCGUGCCAUCGCGAAAACAGCGCAACCAACCAUCGAGCCGUGUCCAUGAUAUCGAGUUUGCGACCGAGAUCUCCACCUCCCUUCUAGCCCAGGUUCGUCAGUUGCAGGCACUGCUUGCGGAGCGCGAGGAGGCCCUGAGAACUGUGAACUUGGAGAAGUCAAGGCUUGAAAUCGAGGCAGAGGGGUAUACGCAGCGGAUCCGGGCAUUAGACGAGAGCGAAGAACGUUACAAGGACGAAAACUGGGCGUUGGAGACUCAGACCCGUGAGCUCAUGUCUGCGGUGAAAGAUGCUGCCGAUCGCGAAAGUAGACUCAACAGCAGCCUGGGUGCUGUUACAACGGAAAAGAGCACCCUGGAGCGAGAGUUGGAGGAUCUGAAACAAACCAAUACGAAAUUGAUUGAGGACCAGACGGCGGCACAAAAAGCAAACGACGCUGAAAUCCAUCUCCUGCGCAGAACUUGA
Aspergillus nomiae NRRL 13137 is the source of this 924-nucleotide messenger RNA. RefSeq names its product anucleate primary sterigmata protein A. The coding region runs from base 1 to 924 and encodes 307 amino acids. Gene Ontology annotation, biological process: microtubule cytoskeleton organization; dynein-driven meiotic oscillatory nuclear movement; establishment of mitochondrion localization. Gene Ontology annotation, molecular function: tubulin binding. Gene Ontology annotation, cellular component: mitochondrion; cell cortex. Lineage: Eukaryota; Fungi; Ascomycota; Eurotiomycetes; Eurotiales; Aspergillaceae. The transcript has 2 exons. The record is from RefSeq and is a predicted model, not a curated record.